GAGCAAAGAUGGCGCCGACAGCAAGGAAUCGGGCCAAUGUCCAUACGAGAAAAGAAUUACAGAAAGAAAUCCUUAAACGUCAGGCGAAUAAUAAAGAAUCUCCUAAAGAGAGAGAGGAUACUGGACAGAAUAUAGUAGGCGUGGUUGAGCCCUGGACGCCUGGAGCAUACACAGCUCUCAAAGCACUGCUCUCUGCCCGACUCUGCGCUGCCAUCUGGGCCCUCAUCAACGACUGCGAUGAAACCUACAACUACUGGGAGCCGGUGGACCACUACCUUCUGUAUGGCAAAGGAUUCCAGACGUGGGAGUAUGCACCCCAGUACGCACUACGCUCCUACACCUACAUCCUCAUCCACGCGGUCCCCGGCUAUUUCUCUAACCUCCUGCAGUCCAAUCGCAUGCUGGUGUUCUUCUUCUUCCGGUGCAUGUUGGCCCUCGGCUGCUCGGGCUGUGAACUGUACUUUUACAGGGGUAUCUGCAAGGAAUUCGGGGCCAACGUCGGGAGGCUCACUCUCAGCAUCCUUGUCUUUGCCGCGGGAAUGUUCAUUGCUUCGACUGCUUAUCUCCCUUCUAGCUUUGCAAUGUACAUGACUUUCAUGUCGAUGGGAGCUUGGUAUCACCAGAGUUACGAACUUGCCAUUUUUACUACUGCUAUUUCGACUUUCCUUGGCUGGCCUUUUGCAGCUGCCAUAGGAAUCCCCAUCGCAUAUGACAUUGUCUUUCGCAAGCAGCAGAUUUUCAUGUUUGUCAAAUGGUGCAUAAUAUCCAUGGUCACUAUUCUGGUCCCAAUGGUCCAGAUAGAUUCUCACUACUUUGGCAGCUUGGUCAUUGCUCCUCUAAACAUCGUGAAGUACAAUGUUUUCACCUCUCACGGUCCCGAUCUGUAUGGCACGGAACCAUGGAGUUUUUACAUGGUCAAUGGAUUCCUGAAUUUUAAUAUCGUGUUUUUAGCAGCACUGGCAUCGCUUCCCAUGUAUACCCUGGUGUCUUAUUUAGUACAGCUGCCGAAGAAAAGCAGCAUGUACCUCCCGCUGUGGCUCACUUUGUCCCCGCUCUACCUGUGGCUCCUCGUCUUCAUCCUGCAGCCACAUAAGGAAGAGCGUUUCCUUUUCCCAGUCUAUCCGCUGAUCUGCCUUGCCGGAGCCAUAACCAUCGACUGCUGUCAGAAACUAGGCUCGUUCUUGUUAUCGGUGAAACGACAACAUUACCUACAUCACACGAAUUGGUUUGCAAUUUGCAUUGUUAUUGUGACAUCGGUGCUAAGCCUCUCGCGUAUUGUUGGACAGUAUAGAGCCUACCAUGCACCCUUGGAAACGUUCAUGGAGCUGAACCGACGGGCUGUGGAAGAGAAUUUCCCGACCGACCGGCCAAUCAACCUCUGCGUAGGGAAGGAGUGGCACCGUUUCCCGUCCUCUUUCUUCCUUCCAGGUUUAAAUUGGAAUUUACAGUUCAUUGAGAGCGAGUUCCGAGGGCAACUUCCCCAGCCUUAUUCGGAGGCGGCCAAUGGAACCCUAGUCAUUCCUGAGAAUAUGAACGACAUGAACAAGGAAGAGGAGUCGAGAUAUAUACCCUUAAGUUCCUGUCACUUCUUGGUCGACCUAGACAGAGAAGAAGAGACGGAAAGGGAGCCGAGAUAUACAAAACGCACUGCGGAUUGGAUAACUCUCCAUAGUGUCCCUUUUAUGGAUGCACAAAGAUCUCACAGAUUAUUGCGUGCCUUCUACGUCCCCUUCGUCACGGAACAGCACUGCUCUUAUCUCAACUAUACCCUGAUGCAGUCAACCAAGUGGAAACCAAAGUCGCGAUAUUUAGGACGAUUAUAGUAAUAUGUGGGAUUGUUAUUUUAGUUAGAAAAUAUGAUAAAUAAAUAAAAAGUUGCUGUGACUCAAUUGCUGUGAACACUCAUUGUACAGUCCAAAGAUAAUUGGUGUCUGUUUAUUACAUGCAUAUGUAUAUUUUGUUGAACGAUAAUUUAUUUAUUGAUGUUUUUUUUUUUUUUCCGUCUGUAUUUUCCUUGCUGUGUGUGUGUUGGGGGGGGGGAUGAUGAUGUAGGAUGAUUAUUGCCUACAAGAUAUGUGAUUUUCUGUCUUCAAUUACUUUUUUUUUUUAAUUAUUCACUCACUUGUGGAGCUAAAGCUAUCGGAUCUUCUAGUUUGUAUUUUAAUGUUGUAAUGUAAUUUAUUUCUGUAUAGAUUAUUUUGUUAAGUUUGCAGAGAGCCUUGUUAACUGAACCGCUUUCUCGAUUCCGCUUUAUGUCAUUCCAUCUUUUGAAGUGUAUAAGGCUAUUUAUAGUAGUGGUUGAGAGAUCGUAGGUUGGCGUUAGGGAGAAAUAGGGAUGAGGACAGAGAAGAGGAGAGAGAGUUCAUGGUUGCAAAUGUAGAAAAGGUGUGAAUGAGAAUGAAUGAUUCUGCAUUGACCAUCUGCAAUGAAUGUUUCGAUAUUGCGUAUGCAUCUGAAUUACUUGAUUCUAACGAAGAAGUAAUAUUGAAACCUUAAUUAUACAUCUUACACUGCAGAAUUAUUUGUUCAUUUUCUGUGUCAAGAAAGUAUUAUGUUCUCUGGAUAGACAAUAUAUUUGUGUGUGAAAGAGCUACAGCAAAAAAGAAAAAAAGAAAAACAAAAAGCAUAAGUUUGUGUGAUAGAAAAAAAGAACGUCAAAAAAGUCGUCAUAUAAUUUCAGUUGAGUAUUGUGUUUCUGCAUGUUUUCAGGUGGAGAAUGUGAAAGCUCAUGUCGAAUUCACUACCUAAUUACCAUGAGUAGUGGUUUGCCACGAGAAUCUAAUUGGACAUAGUACCGUGAAUGCAAAGGUUAAAAUACUAGUGUUGUAGCUGCCCUGUGCAAGUUAGGGUAAGAACCGUCAUGAAUAUGAAUACGACUGCUUGUAUUGCGCUAGGUAGAAUGAGUGACGAAAACCUCCUAUGCAAGAAGUAAAUGUACAAAAUCUCCAGAUAGAUUUAGUAUUAAAAUGUGAAUAUUGCAGUUUGUAAAAGGAGUUAACACCCUCCUUGUUUCAGAUGCAGAAAAAAAAAAAAAAUUAGAGUAUAUCUUUUUAUUGUAAUGGUUUGAGUAAUACAUAUGUAACUCAUUUUCUUUUACGAUGAGAGGCCUGUAGCAUUGAGAAAUUAUUUACUCUCUUGAUUUUUAUAUAUGUAAAACAUUUAAAAUGAAUGCAGAA
Penaeus vannamei (Pacific white shrimp) is the source of this 3176-nucleotide messenger RNA. The record is from RefSeq and is a predicted model, not a curated record. NCBI's taxonomy places the organism in Eukaryota, Metazoa, Arthropoda, Malacostraca, Decapoda, Penaeidae.